Molecule: messenger RNA, 1137 nt
Organism: Nematolebias whitei (Rio pearlfish)
Lineage: Eukaryota; Metazoa; Chordata; Actinopteri; Cyprinodontiformes; Rivulidae
Product: piezo-type mechanosensitive ion channel component 1-like
Exons: 8
Coding region: 1-1137 (378 amino acids)
Source: RefSeq, a predicted model, not a curated record
AUGGACUCAGUAAGUCGAGGAGAAAAUGUAGCCCAAGAAAGUCAACCAGGCACAGGUGUUAAUGAGACCCACUUUGGAGCGCUGAAUGAAAGCCCAUUUUUCCUGUUGGGGAGGGUGGUCAUGCAGCAGAGUUACGUCUGCGCUCUCAUAGCCAUGAUGGUUUGGAGCAUCACAUAUCACAGCUGGCUGACUUUUGUUCUGCUGCUGUGGGCUUGUCUCAUCUGGAUGUUGCGUUCCAGGCGGCACGCAGCCACAUUGUGUUCUCCAUUCAUCCUGCUGUAUGGCCUGGCUCUGUGCUGUCUUCAGUACGUCUGGGCCAUGGACCUAGAACCUGAGCUGCCCACCACUGUAGGAACCAUGAGUCUUAGACAACUGGGACUGGACAAAGCCCAGUACCCCUGCCUGAGACUUGGGGCUAUGCCAUCUGUGAUGAAUCUGGUUCUGGUGGUGUUGUGGUCUCUGGCGAUGCCCUGUUGUCGCUUCAGACCCAUGGCAUCUUGCCUGUCGACAGUCUGGGUGUGUGUCAUCAUCGUCUGCAAAAUGCUUUACCAGCUCAGCGUCGUCAACCCCGAUGAGUACUCCCGCAACUGCAGUUUGCCACUUACAAAUGAAACCAGCAUGUUGCCAGAGGAAGUUAUGAACUCCACUCUGUAUAAGGAGCCAGUGGACCCAGCCAAAUGGUUUGGGAUCAGGAAAGAUGCUACUGCACUGGGGUAUAGCAAGAACCAUUUGAUAGUUCUGUUGCUGCUGGUGUUUGAGGCAACAGUGUAUCGUCACCAGACUCACCAUUACAGCCAGAUCCAGCGGUCCCCCCCACCUGUACCAGCACUUUUCCCUUCUGCAACUAGAGACACUUUAGAUGACGGCCUCCUUCCCUGCUUGAAGUAUCUGCUCAACUACACCUUUUACAAGUUUGGCCUAGAGAUCUGCUUUCUGAUGACGGUGAAUGUGAUUGGUCAGCGAAUGAACUUUUUAGUGAUUAUCCACGGCUGCUGGUUGGUGGCCAUCUUGGUGAGGCGCCGGCGUGCAGCUAUUGCUAAGAUCUGGCCAAAAUACUGUAUUUUCCUGUCUAUCUUCAUGAUCUACCAGUAUCUGCUGUGUGUGGGCAUACCUCCUGCUCUUUGCAUUGGUGAGUAA